Molecule: messenger RNA, 1818 nt
Organism: Meloidogyne enterolobii
Lineage: Eukaryota; Metazoa; Nematoda; Chromadorea; Rhabditida; Meloidogynidae
Source: the annotation of a GenBank genome assembly
UUGAUGGGCCAAUCCGUUUCUCGGCUCUUUUCCCUUCUUAAUACCUACUUACCAGCAAAUCUACCUCUAAUAGGAAGACAACAACGACGAAAUGUUAACAAUCCUGGAGUUGGUGGUGUAAUUGUUGAUGAACACAUUGGCGAUGAAUUUAGUGGUAAAGGAUGCACAAGUCAAGGAGGGGGAAAUACUAGCUUCUUUGGCAAUCAUUUUCUAAUGGGCGGGGAAUUGUACGACACAUCAAAGCAAGAAGUCUUUCUUUUUGGUGCUCAACAGGAUCUUGAACUACUCGAUGGUAGACCUGUAAAGUUUCCUCAUUGCCCAAAAGGUGUGACUGACUCUGUUAGUGUUCUAAAUGCUUUGAUUAAUGUCCGCAGAGAUUCUGUCAAAUUUACAAAAGUUGGAAGGUCAGGAGGUGGAUAUUCUUCAGGAUUUUAUCGUUUAGAAUUUACUUUUGACUGUGAUGUCCCUUGUUAUGUACAAAUUCAUUUUUGUUCAAGAGAAGUUGUUGACGAUUUUCAACAAAUUCAGUUUUUCUGUCGCCCAAAUCAAAGGAUUGACCCUUCAGAACGUUAUCAUUUCCCUGUUGGUUCAAAUCAACAAUUUAACCAUUUUAUAUUUAAACCUCAUCGUUAUGAUUUAAAAUAUAUGCAUUGGGAUGGAACUUCUGCUUAUUUUCCUGUUUUGAUUGAAAUGCGUUCUGUUUCUGAUAAAUUUCAAGAACAGGUCCAAUCAACAUUAUGCUCAAUAGAACGCUCAACAGAUCAAUCAGCCGCAUUAAUUCUCAAACCUCUAAAACAAAAAUUAUUUGCGAAUGGAAUUGUUUAUUUACUUCAAGAAAUUUUUGGAAUUGAAAAUAAAGAAAAUGGUGAAAAUAGUUUAAUGGCUGAAGAAAAUGGGGCAGAAUGUAUUAUUUGUAUGGCAAAUCCACGUGAUACAAUGAUUUUGCCUUGUCGACAUUUAUGUAUUUGUAAUGGAUGUGCAGAGACUUUAAGAUAUAAAUUAAAUAAUUGCCCAAUUUGUCGUUCACCCUUCAAAGCUCUUUUAAAAAUAAGAGCGAUGCGGAGCAGUCUAAUAGGACUUGGUUCUGAUGGAAUGUCUUCUACAAUGAGAAUUCGACGUGAACCUUUAACUCUCUUUGAAGCAAUUAAUGGUCCUUUACAAUCAACAAAUACAGAUAUCUCUUCAUUUAUUUCUCCUCCUGCCCAGCAAAUUUCAACAAAAGCUUCAUUAAUUGGAAAUAAAGGGGAUGUAAUAACUACAAAAACAAAUUUAGAAACAAAAAAUUCAAAAUUAUUAACUUGUGGAGGGGGAGGAGGGUCUUUAAAAGUAAACCAAAUUUCUGGUCAAAGAAUGGCACCAAAUAGAAAUUUAAUAAAUAGUGGAAAGUCUUUGGGACAAAUUGAAUUAAAUAUUGAACAUAUUGAAUUGGAAAAUUUGGAAAAGGCUAAAAAGAAGUAUUCACAUGGAAGUAGCAACAGUUUUAUUCAAUAUUCACCAGGCUCUAGUUCAAUUAUGCGACGUACUUCACAUUCUCCAAGUACUGCUAGACGUUCUGUUUUACGAAAACCUUCACCACUUUUAUCCCCAAAAGAUUCCUCUUCUUCAACUAAUAAAAAAGAAGAAAAUUUAUUAGAAAAAAAUAAACUUUUAUUAGCUAGUACUCCAAAUUUAACAAUAAAAAUGGAAAAUGAAGAAGAAAAAAAUUGUUUUAAUAAUGUGAAUGAACAAAAACAAAGAAACAACAAAAAUGAAGAUAAAAAUGGACAUAAAAAACAAUUAUCAGAACCGUGUACUUCUACUACUUUAACUGACAAUUAA